Molecule: messenger RNA, 1649 nt
Organism: Orbicella faveolata
Lineage: Eukaryota; Metazoa; Cnidaria; Anthozoa; Scleractinia; Merulinidae
Biological process (GO): superoxide anion generation
Molecular function (GO): protein binding; superoxide-generating NADPH oxidase activator activity
Source: RefSeq, a predicted model, not a curated record
UGAAUGAUUGCUGAAUCCUGCAACGUUCAGAGUCUAUACACAAUCUGUAUUUUUGUUGAAUAUUCUUUUUUCGUCCUUAGGCGUCAGGACGACAUGCUUUGUUAACGGACUUACGGAAGAAAGAAACACGCCGUUCGUUAAAGAAAGUUUCCAAACCGAUAGAGCCGCCGAAAAAGCCGUUACCAGGCCUCCCAGAACGACCGAACAGUCCUCGACGACCUCCACCGUCACCUCGGUCCCAGUCUCCAUUGAGGGUUCCCCCUAGACCUGGACCCGAGUCUCGCUCACCCUCACCAUCGUCUCGUAAGAAGAUAUCUGUAUCGUCAGUGGAAACCGCACCAUCGCGUUCCACUUUUGAAAUGAAACCUCCCUCCAAGCCCCUUCCUCCUGCCCCGAGAUCGAAAAGUCCUCUUCCUCAUCGGUCCGUAUCAUCUCCAGCAGAAUCAAGUGCAAAAAAUGACGUCACUGUCACGGUUCAGUUGGUUCUCACGCGAUCCAUUAAAGUGGACGAAGCGGCCUCGACCCAGGACCUUUUGCGUGCGGCGGCUAAUACUUUUAAACUCCCUGAGGAUGCAUUUGCAUUGUGGUGCAUGAAGAACGAUCAGCUCGAAGCCCUUCAAGAUCAGGAUCUUGGAGAAAUUCUGCGCUCACCUCCGGAUAACAAGCCAACAGUUUACUGCUACGAAAAUAAAUCCGAGUAAAGUUACUCUGAUAAGUUUUCAGAAAGCUGAUGGACUUCAGUGAAAUUGUCACUUGUAACAAUAAACUGUAGUCAGACAAGAAGCUUCAGGAGAAUGGGAAGGGUGUAGAAGAACCGUUAGUCAAGUCAUUCCUAGUUUAUCUGCUUCCUCCUCUUGUCCUAUCUUUACCAUGACUAGGAGAAUGUUUGUUUACAAUAUUUGCCUCAUUAGCAUAUUUUAAGCGAUUUAGUUUCUGAUAGAGCUACCAAAAUAUCGGUGCUGAAUAUUGACAGGGCAUAGCACUAUUAACUGUUCCAAGGGAUUUGAUCCCGAUGUACUGAAUAUUUGUUUUAUUUUAUGUUGGUUUUAAAACCCAAAACUUCAAAAAGAAUGUACGAGUCCAUUAGGGCUUGUGCCACUCAGAAAUUUUGAAGUUUUUAAAAGCCAAUUUCUCCUGGAAUAUUGCACCCCAAGAACCACACAUUUCACCAUUUACUAAAUUUCACAAGCUCUUUAAGUGUCGCUUUAUUUAGUACGGUAUAUUUAAACAGAUAAUCGGGUUAUAAACAGUAAGAGAUAUUAGCUAAAAUGUCAUUUAGCACAAAAAUGUACUGUCGUAAACGACAAAGUCAUUUAAAUGUAGAUUUUUGCAAGGAUAUCUUGCCUGUGGGAUAAAUACAUUAAUUUCCUGAAUAGGCCAUGUUAGAAUAAAUGUAUGGAAGGUAGUAAUUUUAUUUAAAAAGUAUGUAACACCAACAACGAAACAGAAAAUUAUGAGCAAACAAUAUUUCAAGUAAGUAAAUGACCCUAAAGUUCUUGGUCAUGAUUUGAAAAGCUUGAUAUAGCAAUGUCCGUUGUAUUUAUAGUGUUGAAUCGCAAAAUAUUUUUGUGUUACUGCUGUAGGGAUAUACUGAUAUGAUAUUUGAGACGAUGCAUUUUUUUACUCAAAUAAAAAUAUUUUUAAACAGA